Gadus morhua (Atlantic cod) is the source of this 2312-nucleotide messenger RNA. It is a transcript of the gene srpx, whose product is annotated as sushi-repeat containing protein X-linked. The record is from RefSeq and is a predicted model, not a curated record. NCBI's taxonomy places the organism in Eukaryota, Metazoa, Chordata, Actinopteri, Gadiformes, Gadidae. The coding region runs from base 33 to 1448 and encodes 471 amino acids. The transcript is spliced from 10 exons. Gene Ontology annotation, biological process: phagolysosome assembly.
UGCUGCAAGAGGCGGGCCUUUGGAAAGUAGGAAUGCGCUGCUGGAAGUUUUCCUGUAAGCUACUUUCACAUGCAAAGAGCGUCCCGUGUCUCAAUAUGGACAUCUGUCCGCUGGUGCUCGUGUUUGUCCAGUUCUGCUUCUGCCUCGGCUAUGAAGGGUCAGGACAAUAUCCCCAUAGAGAUGAUGAAGACUGGUACCGCAGAGAUAAAGCCGGGACGCCGUGGUGCGCGCCCAUCAAGGUGAAGAACGGCGACGUGAGCUGCCGGACGCCCCGCGGGGAGCAGCUGAUGAACGUGAUGGGCACGCGCUGCAAGAUCCGUUGCAAGAGGGGCUACGAGACGCAGAACCCUGAGGUGGUCUGCAUGGCCACCAAGCACUGGUCCUCCUCCUACUCCUGCCACGAGGUCCGCUGCCGUAGGCUGAACAUGCCGGUAAACGGGGGCUUCAAGUGCUCCGACGGGUCCUACUUCAACUCCCGCUGUGAGUUCUUUUGCUCCCCGGGCUACUACCUGAAGGGGCAGAAGACCACUACCUGUCAGCACACCAAGCUUUGGACCGCAGAGGAGAGCACCUGCAUAGACGUGGAUGCUCCGGUGAUCAAGUGCCCCACACUGAAGGAUAAGUGGGCGGAGCCCGGCAAGCUUACGGCCAGGGUGACCUGGGACACGCCGGAGGGAGUAGACGGGGCGGACGGGGUCCUCACAGAUGUUAUUCUGAAAGGAAAACCUUCAAAGACGGACUUCCCAGAAGGACUACACAAGAUGUCGUACUCCGUCUUUGACCGAGCCAACAACAAAGGAAUGUGCCGCUUCACUGUCAGAGUGCGAGUGCGCCGCUGCAGUCCUCUGUUCCCCUCUGACAACGGCUACAUGAAGUGCGACGGCGACGGGGACAACUACGGCGCCACCUGCCACUUCACGUGCACGGGCGGCUACGAGCUGACCGGCAGUGCCGCCAGGGUGUGUCAGUACGGCCUCAUUUGGUCCGGCACCGACACCAACUGUGCACCAAUGAACAUCAACGUGGGCGUGCGCAGCGCAGCCGCACUAUUGGACCAGUUCUACGAGAAACGGAGGCUGCUGGUCGUCUCAGCGCCGACCGCGUCCAAUCACUACUACCGCUUCCAGAUGACCAACCUCCAGCCAGCCCAGUGUGGUCUGGACCUCCGACAUGUGACCGUGGUAGAGCUGGUGGGGAACUAUCCGGCCCAGAUCGGUCGGAUUCGACACAGGAUCCUCUCCCCAGGACUGGCCCUGCAGCUCAGGCUGCUGCUGCAGCUCUCUCAGAGGACGUUCAGCAUGGUGCUGCUGGACAAGCAGGGACUGGACAAGAUGCGCUACACCUUCCCCAUCACCGCCGCCGAGAUCUUCACCACCAUCGACACCUUCCCCCUGCGCAAGGAGGAGGAGCUGCUGCAGCAGGAGGCCGGCCAGAACUGUCAGGCCUAAAGCCCGCCCGGUCCGUCAGUGGAUUGCGCGUCGCAACCGCCACGCCGCAGUGGUUAUUUUUAUAUUGAUGCUGUCGGUUAAGGUCCAGAGUUGUCCAGAGAGAGAGGAAGCAAAACCACAAGAACAACCCACAGAAAUGUCCCCUCCCUCCAUUGAGAAGUCCCUGCACCUGUGGUUAUUAGGCAAGAUGGUUUCCCUCGGCCAAUCAGGUGAGAGAUGCCGUGAUUAGUCAGAAACGAGCCGGGAGCUGUCUGAAAAGUUCAUUGGCUAAUACAGAGGCCGGCAACUCGAAACAGAGUAUUUCCUCACUAAUAGCCGAGAGAUAGCUUUAGCAUUUAUAACAAAUAAUAAACACACUAAGAUGAUUGCUCUAAAAUCUUUCCUACAGCACCUUUAACAGAAAGAUAUUUGUCUAAGGUGCUUCAAUCGUCAGUCUGAACGGAUUUGUGUGCGUACAAAACAUGCAAGUGUGGUAGUAUGUUAAUGUGUGUUCGUCUGUGUGUGUGUGUGCUGGCAUUCAAUAUUAAUAAAUGCCAUUUCAAGAGUUGGGUCAACCGAAAGGGUUUUUCUAAAUCUCAAAAAUCGAUGAUUUGUGGGAUUCAUUACAAUCAUAUUGAUUUUCUGUUCCGUCGGUCUGUAUUUUAUCAUUCAUUAUUUUCCAUUAUCGAAUCAUUUAUUUGAUACACGAACACGAAUGGCAAAAUAUCUUUAGCUGCCUUAUAUUUAUGUUUCAUUGUUUUUUUUAAGCCAUGUACGCAGUUUUCAAAUACAAAAUAUGGGCAUAUGUACAAGACAGUUAUGCUGGUGUAUCUGCAUGCUGUGUCAAUGUACCCAAACCUAAUUAAACAUGUCUCUUCAGACCAA